AUGUCAGAUAAUUCUCAAUCAGAAAAGAGACCAAAACCUUCAAAGGCUCAUGUCCCAGAUCGGUUCAGGGAUUAUGUGAAUCCUUUCAAUGGUGAAACUUGGACUAUCUAUACUGUUGCUUACGAUUUAGUACUUGGAAUCUUUGAUAUUUUAUUUACUAUUUUUUUCAGGGAAGUGAAAGUCCGGGGUAGCCAAUAUGUACCACCAAAUGGUACACCAACAAUCCUAGUUUGUGCUCCUCAUGCAAACCAAUUUAUUGAUCCUAGUUUAGUAAUGUUAAAGACAAGACAGUUGCAUAAAGGUAGAGGUAGACAAACUUGUUUCAUUACUGCUCAAAAGAGUCUGCAGACUAAUAAAGUGGUGGGACUCUUUGGAAGUUGUGUAGGUGGAAUUCCUGUCCCUAGAAUUCAAGAUAAUUUGGUUGCUGUUGAUAAAAAUAUUGAAAUAUAUGCUCCUGAUAUUGAAAGUAAUCCUAAAUUGAUUAAAGGCCGUUGUAAAGAUGGUAAAUCUCCAGAUUUUACCAAGAGAUUUACCGUUAAAUCAUUAAUUGGAUUACCAUACUAUCUAGGUAAUUGCCAAAUUGCUGAAAUUAUUGAUGAUGAAACGUUAUUAAUGUCUAAUUCUUUUAAAAGUGAAAACCCAAAGAUUAAGAAAUUGUUAAUUAAUGGUUGUAAUUUCAAAUAUGCUGAAAAAAUUGAUAAUUCAAAGACUUAUCAAAAUGUAUUUGACCAUUUACAUACUAAUGGUUGUGUUGGGAUCUUCCCCGAGGGAGGUUCUCAUGAUCGUCCCUCUUUAUUACCAAUUAAAGCAGGUGUCGUCAUUAUGGCAUUAGGUGCAGUGGCAGCUGAUCCAUCUAUGAAAGUUCAUGUCGUACCAUGUGGGUUACAUUACUUCCAUAGAGAAAAAUUUAGAUCUAGAGCUGUUAUUGAAUAUGGUGAACCUAUCAUUGUAGAUGGUGAACUUGGUAGACAAUAUGUUGAAUCUCCUCGUGAUACAGUAUCGAAAUUAUUAGAUAGAGUCACUGAUUCAUUAUUUUCAGUUACAGAGAAUGCUCCAGAUUACGAUACUUUGAUGACUAUUCAAGCAGCAAGAAGGUUAUAUCAACCAACAAAUCAUAGAUUUUCUUUACCUUUAGUUGUAGAGAUUAAUAGAAGAUUAUUAGUGGGUUAUAAGAAAUAUAAGGAUGAUUCUCGUAUUAUUAACUUGAAGAAAAUGGUACAGAAAUAUAAUGAAGAACUAUUUUCCAUGGGUUUAAAGGAUCAUCAAGUUCAAGAUCUCAGAACUAGUUUCCUUGGUGGUGUUAAGAGUCUAUUUAUCUUAAUUACAAGAGUUUGUCGUCUUUUGGUAUUAUAUGGUAUGUCUAUUCCUGGGGUUAUUUUAUUUUCACCAAUAUUCAUAAUAUCAUCAAGAGUCUCCAAGAAAAAGGCUAAACAGGGGUUGAAAAAGUCUUUAGUCAAGAUUAAAGGUACGGAUAUUAUUGCUACAUGGAAAAUGAUUGUUGCUUUAGUGUUAGCACCAAUCCUAUACAUUACUUAUUCAAUCACUUUAAUAGUGUUGUACUCACGUGGAAAUUCAUAUCUUUUAAGCCUAUGGGUUCCUUUCUCCAAUAAAUUCUUACAAUUCAUCUAUUUCUAUGCAUUACUAGUCUUUACUACAUAUUCUAGUUUAAAGACAGGUGAAAUUGGAAUGGAUCUAUGGAAAUCAUUACCACCAUUAUUUGUAUCGAUUUGUUCGCCAAACACUAAGAUUCGUGAAAUUAAAGAAAUGAGAGCUUUGUUGAGUCGUGAAAUUACUGAUGUUUGUAACGAUUUAGGCCCAACUGUAUUCCCAGAUUUCGAAAAAUUCUCUACAUCAAAUAUCAUGAAGACUGAUACCGUUGAAGAUUCAGCUAUCAUUCAAGAAAUUAAUGAGACAUUAAAGAUUUAUCCAAACCGUAGUAGAUCAGGAUCCGUGGGAUCACAUGUGUCAAAUGGUCUAUCUAGAGUCAACUCAAGAGGUUCAUUGACAGAUAUUCCAAUUUUCAGUGAUGGACGUAUAAAUGAUUCCGAAUCUGUAUUCUCUGGAACUUCUGAUACUGAAUGGUCAGAAGAACCAAGUGUUGUAAGUAAAAAUGUUACCAAAGGUAUGUCCAAGAUUGCAUCACUAGUGAGAGAACAAUGGCAAGAAAACGAACAUGAUAAAGCAGAGUAA
Maudiozyma saulgeensis is the source of this 2190-nucleotide messenger RNA. The record is from the annotation of a GenBank genome assembly. NCBI's taxonomy places the organism in Eukaryota, Fungi, Ascomycota, Saccharomycetes, Saccharomycetales, Saccharomycetaceae.